This is a messenger RNA of Numida meleagris (helmeted guineafowl), 8757 nucleotides long. RefSeq names its product tryptophanyl tRNA synthetase 2, mitochondrial (gene WARS2). Gene Ontology annotation, biological process: mitochondrial tryptophanyl-tRNA aminoacylation. The coding region runs from base 5731 to 6594 and encodes 287 amino acids. NCBI's taxonomy places the organism in Eukaryota, Metazoa, Chordata, Aves, Galliformes, Numididae. The record is from RefSeq and is a predicted model, not a curated record. The transcript is spliced from 6 exons. Gene Ontology annotation, molecular function: ATP binding; tryptophan-tRNA ligase activity. Gene Ontology annotation, cellular component: mitochondrion; mitochondrial matrix.
CCUUAACUAUCCCUUCAGUUUUCUGUCAUCUGCAGUUUUAAUGAAUACUCUUAAUUUCAUCAUCCAAAUUACUAGUGAAGAUAUUAAUAUACUAAGUAACACUGGUAACAGUACAAAACCUUGCAAAAUUACAAUUGGUUUGUUUUUUCCCACUUGCUGUAAGCCACUAGUAAAUGCUGUUCUGUAUUUUUCCUGUCCAGUUCCACCCCCUAGCACAUAGUAUUUUCUCUAGGUAAAGGGCCUACAGGGCAGGACAUGUGAGGAGCAGUUAAGGUCCCGUGGUCUGUGCAGAGGAGCUGAGGGGAGGUCUCGUGGCGGCUGCAGCUCCUCACAGGGAGUGGAGGGGCAGCGCUGAGCUCUGCUCUCUGGUGACAGCGACAGGGCCCGAGGGAACGGCAUGGAGCUGUGUCAGGGGAGGCGCAGCUGGGGGUUACGGACAGGUUCUGCACCGGAGGGCAGUGGGCACGGCCUCAAGCUGCUGGAGUUCAAGGAGCGUUUGGAUACUGCUCUCAGUCACAAGGUUUGAGUUUUGGUGGUGCUGUGUCGAGCCAGGAGUUGGACUCAGUGAUCCUUGUGGGUCCCUUCUAACUUGGGAUGCGCUAUGACUGUAUAAUUCAAUACAUGAUUUGUUAGGAGCUUAUAGGGAGUUAAGGCUGAUAGGUUGCUGCCUGUCUUGCACCAUUAAAACCCAUCUGCUGCAGCUCUGUGCCUGUCUGUUCAAACCAGACGGUGCAGGAGCAGUGCUCUGUAACUGCAUCCCUCCAGGGUCUGCCUCUACUUUGAACUGGUGCAGUGGAAUGCUAUCCUUCCAGUAGGAGAGUUGUAGGGCACAGCACACAAAAAAAAAUAGGACUAUCAUCAAGCUGUGUCCUUGCCAAGACUUUGAGAGUGAGAAUGGUAACAGCAGUUGGCUCUGUGUGCGCUGGUUACAUCACCAAGUGCUCAUAGAACUUUCCUGUUCUGCCAGUGACAAACUCCAUUUCUCAUCCUCAGACUUCUGUGCCUAGCUCUUCUGUUCUGUAGGCAGCUGGCCUCAGAGCUGUAGGCUCAGCAUCCCCUAGCCAGAGUUUGUGUCACCUGCUCAACUCGGUGCUGGAGGGAAGGCUGAGUGCCCUGGGCCCAGGGGUACCAGCUGUGGAGCAGCAGUGGGAGCUGUGCUGUGGGCAGUCAGUCCUUGUGUCUGCCAGUACAGCUGCUGCGAGCACAUUGGGCGGCACGUGGGGCUCAUAAAGGCAAAUGGGAGAAUAUGGCUGUGGGACGCAGCGUACCACAUGAAAGGAUCCCUUUGCUUAGUCAUCUUUAACAAGGCAGCAUGAGAGGGCAGCCUAACCCCAACACAGUUACACUGCAGUCUUUUGCUAGCCCUAGAGGGCAGAGUUAAAUUUAUGGAGUGGGGUUAGUAUGCGCUGUAAAUGUUUCUCCUUUGAACGUGUUUCUCAUUUUAAAUAUAAAUAUUAAAAUCUUACUUGUGUUUAAAUAUAAAUACAUUUGACAUUCAAGAGAGGGGUACCAGGCAGUGCUCUUUAAAUCUUAAUGUUCGGUUUCUGAGCAGUGAGUUAAUCCCUUCUUAGAAGAUAUUUAUCUGAAAACUCGCCCUGGUAUAAAUAUGUUUUCUUUCUGAUUUAGGGUUAGCUCUUUAAUCCCUAAUUUUAAGAAAUAAGCAUGAUGAAAUGGCAUUUGUACCAGAUGAAUUUGAUGUAUUGCAUUAAGAGAUCGAGAUAAAUGCAUUUUAACGGCUUCUGCACCACGCUUGUAGAGAAGUAAUUGCUUAAGGGGCAAUAAAUGAAGAAAAGCCUGUAGUAUGUAGACUGCUCGUAAGGUUCCCUCUUUAAUUUUUUUUUCUAUCUCUAAUAACAUUAACACUUAAAUUGUCCCAAUUAGGCUUUAAAAUAUAUGUUUUAGCUAGUAAAAUCUGACUCUUCUGGGUCCCCUGCUUUUUGCUGCCUAAUAGCUGGCUGUAGACAGGUUGCUGCUAUGCCAAGAUUAACAGGCUGGUGUAUCGCUUCAGAAACGAGAGCUUUGAAGUUGCAAAGUAUUAAUGAGAGAAAUAAAAAAUCCUAGACAGAUGCAAGAGUUGCAGUAGCUGGGAACUUGUGUCAGCCAAAGAAUUUCUUUUGUCUCUGGGUCUGAGGUAGGCUUUUCAUUUCUGUUUCUUUUCCUCCCUUUUUGAUCCCUGUUGGGAGGAUCUUCAUGUUUGAAAUUUCCAAAUACCUAAUUUGUGUGUUUUACUCGUGUCUGUGUUUACUUAAUACCGCUCUUUCUUCCCUCUGACUUUGACGUUUGCUUUUCCUCUGCCAGCUUUGAACUUGCUGCAGCUCAGGAGAAUGAGGGCUAAAUGAACCGCCGCAGAUAAAACUAUAACAAGAAGAGCAACGUCUGCAAAUGAUCCUUUGCUGUUUCCUGAGUCGUUCCAGCCUCAUUAAUCAGUGCUCGCGCUGAGGCGGCUGUGCGGUGUGUUAUGUCGCCGGCACAGCAGCUUCUCCGUCCCUUUCCCCCACCCCCUGCGUGCCUACACAGUGGGGAAAACUAGAGAGGGAAGCCAUCAAUCUUGCCUGUCGUUCGUGUCAGCAGUGAUUCUCCUCUCGACUUCCUGUUCUUGCCGUCCUGCCCACCACCUGUGUUUAGAAUUAGCUCGGAUGCUGUGGGCUGCGCUUGGCUCUUCACCUGUUCUGCCCCGACGGCAUGGCUAUCAAAAUAAAGCAGGGGGCUAAAUGCUAUAGCAUGUGAAUGGACACCAUUCACAGCGGGGUGGGUUGCAGAGGGAUUUCUGUUGCAGCUGUUGUUGUAUUACAGCUAUUGUAACACUGCCAUUGUUUUCUGUGAUAGUGAAGUUUAUAGGUCUGAAAUCUCUUGCUUCUGUUUCAGCCCAAAAGUGAGCUUGUGAGCAAAAGUUCUUUAAGCUAAAUUGAAAAUAUUUGUUAAAUGCAUUAUAUAGCUGCAGAGGUCUGUCUCCCAUCAGUCGGCUUGCUGUGUUACAUUUAUGAAUAGAGACUAAAGAAAUCAAUUACUCAGAGGCUUUGUCCUUACCUUCAGUUACUUAGAGGAUGCAAUUAUCAAAAGAUUCUUUGGGAGUUGAUUUGUAUCUCGCUAUAUCUGGCCAGUGAGAGGUCUUGAAAAUGUCUCCCCCCCCCUCAAUGAGUACCAGUAGACUGAAAAGCUGAGAUGUACUGCCCCUGUUGUUCUAAGUUGGCAUUAAUGUCAUAAACUUAUGGUCUGUUGUGUUUCCCUGUACUGAAUGAAAAGGAGAAAGCAGUCCUACUGGCAGCUCUCUUCUGUCUCGUUGAAGGGAUGCUAGCUUUUUCAGUUUUUAAAAAUAAGGAAAAGAUGAAAGUGGCAUGAGCUUUCCUUAUAACUGUAGCUGUGUCCUCCUCUGAUGUCAUUUCAAGUGCACGAUGGCAAUAUUUAUGAGGAGUUAUAAAGAAGUGGGUCUUAAUCCCUAUGAAUGCUUUUACUUGAUUUUAUUGUGUAGCUCCUUUGAGAAGCAGGUGAACUGUGUUAUGAGUGAUUUUACAACAUGUGUGAGAAGCAAUUGUCUGUUGACCAUGCCAGAUAGGUAUAUUCAACUCUCUUAGAAUUUCUUGAGCUAAACAUGACAGGCAUAGCCAGGGUACUAAGAACUAGCUUACAAAAUUUGUUUUAUUCUGCUUGAAUCUUUUCAGUAUGAUUCUCAGUGCUUUCAGAGGCUUGAAUUGUUUUCUUCUUUUGAGUGGGUGCGGUUUGAGGCUUCCCAAUUGCUAGUUAUCUCGAUAAGUUGCUGGAUUUUGUGUCCAUGCUUUGUCUUCUGGUAUGAUGACAGUUCAUACUUGGCUGGGUCUUAUCCCGAGCAAUUAGAAAUAAACAAUAAAUUAUUCCUGGUGAAGAAUGUAAAAAAAUAUAUUUUUUUUAAAUAAAAUUAGUAACUUCCUAUAAUUUUAAAAGAGAGGUGGUUUCUUAUACUAAUAAACAAACGAAGAGUUACCCUUGUAAUCACUGCAGAUGUGGUGCUGAGCUCAUGGAAAGAGGCCUUCAUUGUUAUGGGCAGUGACAGAAGGAAAUGUUUGCAGUGAUGCGCCUGUCGUUUGCUUUCCAUUGGAUUUUUGGUUUGGUAAAAACAGUUGUGGUUGGUUGCAUAUUUCCAUGCUUGUUUCUGAAAUAACUUUAAGCUCUUUUCUGAGUCUGUAAUGUUUAAUUUAAAAGAAAGACGUGUUUUCAGAGAUUUUUCUAAAGAAACUACAAAGUAUUUAGAUGUAAAUUUUUAAGUUUAUAAAUGUUUCACAUGGACAGUCUAACUUUUUUAAAGAUAUUCUGUAACUGUUGUAUUGUCUAGAUAUCAAAUACACAUAUCUGAAUAACAUGUAUUUGGAUUGUACAGAUGUCUAAAUUAGAGGCUAUUAACGAAGUAAAUUUGAGUCAGCUGAAAGUCAUGGAAUGAAAUAGAAGAAGUCCGACAAUAAAGUUUCUCUACAGCUGCAAAUAGUUUAAGGAGCAUAUGCCAUCCUGCUCUGGAGGUUGCAAAAAGCUUUUAAACACAAUUGGAAAAGCAACGUGUGCAGCUACUAGCAUCCAAAGCACUGCAUGGCUGCGCUGAGGGGUUGUGCUGCUGGGCUGCUUGAAGAGCUUGGAAGCGUCUCUGUGGGCUCAUCAAGAGAGGCCUGUCUCUGCUUUCUGAGGUGUGCAGCUCAGCCUGGAGAAGGAAAGGGGGAUUUACUAGAAUUGUGGAAGGGAUUUUGCUGAGUUCUCCAGUUCUGGCACACUUGUCUGAUACGUGCAGGGAAUGAGGAUGGAUUUGACAGCCCUAGUGGGGCCUUGACUCCUUACUGCAGCGUGGCCUACUAAGAAAAGCUGAGCUUUGGUCCAAGACAGCAGGACUGGAGCUUGAAGCAGCCAUCUUUUCCAGUAUAGCCUUUUGCUUUCAAAAUAGAUGUGAGGCAUUUGAGCCAUUCUUCUCUGGGAGCAGUUACAUAAUGCUUAGUCCUGGUAGUUCAAGAGCAUUUCCAUGUUGCCAGUUUUCCAAUACAAGGAACAGCAGUGUUCAUUCCCUAGUGAAGAAGUAAGAGAACACGUAAACUUUAACAAGUUUUAGGCCAAACUUAGUUAAGAAAUGCUGCUGGGAAAUGCACUGCAGUGUUUGGAGUUGCCAUGCAGAAGUCUUUCUGAGAGAAAGCAAGUAAUACAUGUUAAAACACCUGCUGGAUACCAUGCUUUUGACAGGAAUGUGGGUUAACAUGCAGCACUAGUGGUGUAGGUGCACACACGAUACAGUUAAACACAGGACCAGCAGGCUUACACAGUGCUCACUACAGAUACCUGAAUGAGUGAGUGCCUAUGGGCUGGAGCUUCGUGUCUUGUGGCUUUCACUCUACACCGCUGGGAAGUCUUCACUCCUUUUGUUUUUAUCCCCUUCCAGCUUUGGUGCACACAGCUCCCAUCUCUUGACCAAGCAGCUCUGCUGAAGCACAUUCCAGCGCUAUGAUUUCAUGGUACCAGGCAGCCCUCCCCUGCCAUGCUGCUCUGCUGCCCGCUGCUUCUCACAGAGUGAACAAACAGUGAACGUAAACUCUCUCCAAAGGAGCAAUGUUCUCUGUAUAUUUUUAGUGCUAGAAACUCAAGAUUAAUUUAAGGAAUGUGGUAACGGAUCGGAUUUUCUCUGGUAUCCAGCCAACUGGGACGCCUCAUCUUGGUAACUACCUUGGAGCUAUUCAGAACUGGGUGAAUCUGCAGGAAAAUUACAACUCAGUGUUAUACAGCAUUAUGGACCUGCACUCUCUCACUAUGCCCAAGGAGCCAGCUGUCCUUCGCCAAAACAUACUGGACACUACUGCUGCCAUCCUUGCCUGUGGGAUUGACCCGAGGAAAUGCUUCUUGUUCCGACAGUCACUGGUUCCUGAGCACACAGAACUUGCCUGGAUUCUUGGAUGCUUAACUAAUGUGCCACGGUUGCUACGUUUGCCCCAAUGGAAGAUGAAAUGUGCCGGCCAGAAUAAUGAUGGAAAUGUCGGUUUGUUGACUUACCCUGUUCUUCAAGCAGCAGAUAUUUUGCUGUACAAGUCGACACGUGUUCCCGUUGGAGAAGAUCAAAUCCUGCACCUGGAGCUAGCCCAAGAUAUAGCACAACAUUUUAACAAGAAAUACGGAGAAUUCUUUCCUGUGCCCAAAGCCAUUUUAAGUACAACAAAGAAAAUAAAAUCCCUCAGAGAUCCAACAGUGAAGAUGUCUAAGUCAGACCCACAGAAGCUAGCUACUGUUAACAUAGUGGACAGCCCUGAGGAGAUAGUGCUGAAAUUCCGCAAGGCUGUGACUGACUUUACCUCUGAGGUGACGUAUGACCCAUCCAGUCGCCCUGGUGUCUCCAACCUGGUGUCCAUUCACGCUGCAGUAACAGGACUUAGCAUAGAAGAAGUGCUGCACCAAGCUGUUGGUCUUGACACUGCUCGCUACAAAAUGGUGGUAGCAGAGUCAGUUAUUCAAAAAUUUACACCUAUCAGGAAUGAAAUCAAGAAACUCCAGGAAGACAAAACCUAUCUGAUAAAGGUUUUAGAGGCUGGAGCAGAGAAAGCCAAAGAACUGGCUACCCCCAUCUAUCGAGAAAUAAGAAGACUGGUGGGAUUUCAGUAGAAACUGACGAGCAGUUGCAAGGACUUCUGACCUUUACUCCUGGGACAGCUAUUUUGUUUAAAACAGUUUGAAACAAAAAGUUUUUUUUUCUCUGCAAAAUCCUAGUAGAAUAGCUAAACUGCUUGCAUCAAAAAUGUGUGUGAAGCCAGUUCCUUCCAGUGGGACCAGUUCUGAACUUGUCAUGAUGGUCAGAGGACAAGGGUGCAGGCAAUCACAGUUAUGAAGAAAUUACACAAAAGCAGAAUACAAGGUAGCUCAGGUGGGGUUUGGGUUUUUUCCACUGACAACUACAAGAAGCUGUUGUGUAGGCAAGAUGGUUUUAAUCUAGUUGAAAGAGCUGUAAUCUUCUGAAGAACAUCCUUAGCUGUGUAUGUGAUCUUUUUACAGCUGGAUAACUCAUGGUUAUUCAGCUUUGGUACCAUGAUGGUCCACUCUUAGAUAACCAGAAAGCAUAGACUUACAAAUCAGAAUGACUGGGGCUUUGGUGGUGAAGAGAGAGCUUACUGCUUCUCCCUGUUGCAUCUUCAAACUCAGUGUAGUUUUGUAUCUACAACUAGUUUGUGUGAGGUGAGUUAGUCUAUUUUACGGAUACAGAUAUCCGUACUAUAGAACUCACUGUGGUUACUAGUGCUAGAUGGCCUUUUUGGUAGUUCUCCAAAGAAUACAGAGCAAAUGUGUAUUUCACUUCUGCCAUCCUCCCAGUCGAUUCUGAAGUUCUUUGGUGGGAAACUACACAGGCUUCAACUCAUCCUUUUCAACCUUCUUUUUGGUUUAGCAGCAAGCCCUGAGAUUUUCAGUUCAGCAUCAAGUCUAAGAUUGCUUUAGAAGAGGUUCAGGGAGAAAAGAUGGGUGAAAGAAAUCUUAUGCUGAUCUGUGAGAGAACUUUCUAUAUAAUUUAAAAAGUUAAUUGUUUAAAAAUUAUGCUGAGGUAAUAGCCAAGACUAUGGUAAAAUAUUUUAUCAAAAUGGAAUUAAAUAGAUCUUUGUGAAAUCUCACUGCUAAACCUCACCUUCCUGGGUGCUGUGAUGCAAUAGGAACUUAAAGGACAAUCAAAAAAUGAUGUGAGUCCAUAUAUGUUGGAGAAGUUGCCAAGGGCAAAUCAGUCUACUGUCUGCAUUACAACCACCUUCCCUAAGAAAAAAAAGACGUUAUUGUCAUUGGUGACUGUGAACAGAGGUCCCAAUAUGCUGACCAGACCCACCUCAUGGGGAAUUCUGCUGCCUCCCCGGGGCCUGUAUUAAAGAUGUUGCAAGAAAACUUCCUAGCCUAGUGCAGUCCCCAGGUUACUACCCAUUAUUGGUUUUUGAUGUAGGCAACGAUGAAGUUGUGGUGAGAUCAGGAGAGAUAUCAAGGGCAAUCAAAAGAGUCUGCAGAUUCUUGGGACAACUGGUUACAGGUUUGUGAGUGCAGAUAGUGUUUUUCUCUAUCCUUCCAGGUGCAUGGAAUGAUAUUGGAAGAAAUAUCCAGGCAGAGCUUAUCAAUACAUGGCUCUGAGACUGGUGUCACUGGCAAAAUUUUGGAUUUUUUGAUUACAGGAUGGUCAAUGCAACACCAGGCCUGCUGGCACUUGACAGGAUGCACCUUUCUCAAAGAGGGAAAAUUGGUUUUUUUCUGAGCUUAUUGAAAGAACUUUAAACUACACUUGAAGGUGAAAAGAGAUGAAAUGAGGCUUGCCAGUGAUAAGCUGUGGGAUGACGCACCAAAGUUUGAAGGAUGAUGUGCUAGACAGGUCCCUCAGUCUUCUCCACAAGGUGCUGGGUACGCUAGGGCACAUUUGAAAUUUUUCUAUGUUAAUGCAUACAGCAUGAGGAAUAAGCAAGAGGAGCUAGAAGCCUCGGCUCUGUUCCAGAGCUACAACAUUGUUGGUAUAAGCAAGAGUUAGUGAGAAGAGUCCUGUGACUGAUGUGUCAUGUUGAACAGUUAUAGGCAUUUCAUGAGGAACAGACAGGGCAGGGGAGGCAGUGUGUGGCACUGUAUGUAAUGGAAGGGCUUGGCUGUAUCAAGCGUACAAAUGGCAAUGACAUGAUUGAGACCCUCUGGCUAAGUAUUACGGGACAAUCAGGCAAGCAGAUACCAUUGUGGUAGUCUGCUAUCACCACCCAGCCUGGAUGACAGCACUGAUUAAUUAUUCUGUAAGGAAUAAAGGAAUAUUUCUAGGUCAGC